AUGCACCAUAUAUAUUCUCUGUUGCCACUGCGAGAUGCUGCUCGUGCCGCCUGCGUCUCCCAUGGAUUUCUGCUUUUCUGGAGAUGCUAUUCCAACCUUACAUUCAACGUGUCAACACUUGGUUUGGCUCACAAGAAAUCCGAGGAUUGGGGAAUCUUUCUCAUCGAUAUAGGUGACCGCAUUCUUAAGAACCAUUCUGGCAAUGGGGUGGAGACACUCGAUCUCUGCCUCCUAUCUUGCGAAAACAUUGACCCUUCCUACCUGGACAGAUGGCUGCAGAUUGCUGUUCGUUCGGGGAUCAAAGAACUUAAAUUGGAGAUGUCUUACUUCAUGAAGAAAAAGUACAGCUUCCCAUGUUCGGUUUUUUCUGAUGAUGCAGCUGCAGGUUCAAUUCGGUCUCUUUGCCUCAGCGCUUGCGUUUUUCGUCCCACAACAACACUUGGCUGCUUGAGAAGACUGAACGCAUUAUCUCUGUUUUCUGUCCAGAUUACUGAUGAGGGAUUAGGGCACUUGCUCUCGAAAUCUUUCGCCUUGCAGCAGUUAUUUAUCUUUCGAUGCAAUGCGAUAAUAUGCUUGAAGAUACCUUCCAUGCUGCAGCAACUCAAGCUCCUCACUAUUAAAUUGUGUGAGAAGCUGCAGGUGGUAGAGAUCAAUGCUCCAAGGCUCUCCUCUUUUCACUUUCAUGGAGCCCUAGUAAAAAUCUCGGUUGUGGAUCCUUCACCGCUUAGGGAUGUGUAUUUUUCAUCUCCCCGUCCGUCACGCAUGCUGUCUUAUGCUCGUACUAGGCUUCCAUCCAUCACACGGAAUGUUAAGAGCCUGACCCUGGUGUCUUUUGAUGAGGUAUGCGUUGGGUUUUUACAGGAUGUCAACAUUCCAAUGCUGCACUCCAAGUUUCCCCGUCUCAAGAAGUUGGAAAUUAACAUCAAAAGACCACAAGCUGUUCUGUCUUUGGUUUCCUUUCUUGAUGCUUCUCCGGGCUUGGAUUCAUUCAUCCUACGCGUAGAUGGGAAUUUCUUGGGGCCUGAUUCUAUUGUUGGAGGUGAGAAUGCCGCUGAUGAUCCAAGGUGGAAGCCACAGUGCCGACAUGAUUGUCUCAGACAGGUGAGGAUCAUAGGCUUUUGUUUAGAAAAAAAAUCUGGUUCAGUUUGUGAUCUAUAUCGUUGA
This is a messenger RNA of Triticum turgidum subsp. durum (durum wheat), 1164 nucleotides long. The record is from the annotation of a GenBank genome assembly. Lineage: Eukaryota; Viridiplantae; Streptophyta; Magnoliopsida; Poales; Poaceae.